GUGACUCGACUCGAUCCUAGUCUAAGCGAUCGCCUACGUUUUAUUUUUCUUUUUGACGCUAUUCUUCUUCUUCUUCAUUCAUUUCCCCUCUUAUUCAUUGGCUUUAGGGUUUCAUACACGAUAUGAGCUAAAUACGAUUUGAUUUUACCUAAAUAAGCUUUCUUCUAUUGCUUCUCGUCGUUGCAGGGUUUUCUUAAAUGGAAACGCCCGGCGGCAAUCAUGAUUCCUUUAGGGGUUCUCCUCGCAGAAACUCCAUCCUCUCUGCUUCUAACAUCAUCCAGGCCCCUAUUUCUACCUUGUUAGAGUAUUCGGGUCUCUUUCGCACUAGGCCUAAUCCUAGUCAGGAGGCUGAAACGCUGGUUACUGAUGAUUCUUCAGGAAUCUCCAAUGGGGAGGUUGCCAUUAGGAUCAUUGGCAACGGGGAGCAAGAUGCUGAAACUGAUAGCAAUGGUCUCAGGGAACCCGGCGGCCUUGGACACACUGAACUUUUGGGUUCUGCUACUCAGGUUGAUCCCAUAGGAGGUGCUCCUUCAGAAGGUGCCUCUCAGGCUGCUCCUGGUGAAUCUGUUGCUGGAGACGCCGCCACCCGGGAUUCACCUUACCAAAGAUAUGAUAUUCAGCAGGCUGCACGCUGGAUUGAGCAAAUUCUUCCCUUUUCUUUGCUUCUGUUGGUUGUUUUUAUCCGCCAGCAUUUGCAGGGCUUCUUUGUCGCUAUUUGGAUUGCUGCUGUCAUGUUCAAGUCAAAUGAUAUUCUUAAGAAGCAAACAGCUUUGAAGGGUGAGAGGCAUAUCUCGGCAUUAAUUGGAAUCUCUGUAGCAUUUACGGCCCAUGUUGUUGGUGUUUAUUGGUGGUUUAGGAAAGAUGACCUCUUGUAUCCCUUAAUCAUGCUGCCUCCAAAGUCCAUACCACCUUUCUGGCAUGCCAUUUUUAUCAUAGUGGUUAAUGAUACACUUGUCCGACAGGCCUCAAUGAUUUUCAAGUGUUUUCUGUUGAUGUACUACAAAAACAGUAGGGGUCGAAAUUAUCGUAAACAGGGUCAAUUGCUAACUUUGGUUGAAUAUUUGAUGCUUUUGUAUCGCUCUUUACUGCCUACCCCUGUAUGGUACCGUUUCUUCUUGAACAAGGAUUAUGGAAGCCUCUUCUCCUCUCUUAUGACGGGAUUAUAUCUUACAUUCAAGCUCACUUCAGUUGUUGAGAAGGUUCAAUCCUUCUUUACGGCAUUGAAGGCUUUGUCACGUAAAGAGGUGCAUUACGGAUCAUAUGCAACUACAGAGCAGGUAAAUGCGGCAGGCGACCUGUGUGCCAUCUGCCAGGAGAAGAUGCACACCCCAAUUCUUCUUCGCUGCAAACACAUGUUUUGCGAAGAUUGCGUUUCGGAGUGGUUUGAGAGAGAGAGAACGUGUCCUCUGUGCAGGGCCUUGGUCAAACCAGCAGAUCUAAAAUCAUUCGGUGAUGGAUCCACCAGCCUCUUCUUCCAGAUUUUCUGAUUAAAACACAUACAAGAUUCCAAAGUAAAAAAGACCCUCAAGA
Molecule: messenger RNA, 1530 nt
Organism: Arabidopsis arenosa
Lineage: Eukaryota; Viridiplantae; Streptophyta; Magnoliopsida; Brassicales; Brassicaceae
Source: the annotation of a GenBank genome assembly